AUGUAUAAGAAUAGCAACCUUGUAUAAGAAUAGCAACAAGUUCCAAGGCACUGGACACUCACAGGACGCGUCAGAAGUGGCCCACCGUCGGGCCAAGCGCUACCUGAGCUUCCCUCCGAGCUCCACGGCCAAAGUCAAGACUCAGAUAAGCGUUCCUCUCUUCGACGAGUAUGAUUCAUACGUCAUAACCGUUCCUCUCUUCGACGAGUAUGACUCAUACGUCAAGGCGACAUUCAAAGGCUUCGCCACGUGGUCGUACAGCCUGCCUACGAACUUUGUGACGCUCGGCAGAUCGCUGUCAGAUGCGCGUGUCGCUGACAGGGACACAUCGCGCGCACGACGCGCGUGCAGCGUAGCUGAAGGUCGUACGCGCGCUUACGCUGCCAUAGAGAACGCCUUCGAAAGCGUGGGGCUGCCGGGCGAGGGCUGCAUGCUGAGGGCUGUGUGCCAGGCGGCGGCUGAGGGCCUGCCUGAGGGCUACGGGCUGCUCGGCGAGAUAACCGCCAUGCUCCUCGCACCACUGCACGACCUGGACAACACGACAAGCGCCGUGCUGGGCAGCUACACGGCGGCCGAGCGUCGGGGCCACGACACGGGCGACUGUGACACAGUGUACAGUGACUGUCCUGUACACCUCACUGACCUCGUACAUUCUGCAGUAACUGUACUUCACGGCCAAUAUUACAGGGGCAAUCUGCUGUUCUGA
This is a messenger RNA of Hyalella azteca, 706 nucleotides long. RefSeq lists its product as uncharacterized. The transcript is spliced from 5 exons. The annotation marks the transcript as partial. Lineage: Eukaryota; Metazoa; Arthropoda; Malacostraca; Amphipoda; Hyalellidae. The record is from RefSeq and is a predicted model, not a curated record.